Tyto alba (common barn owl) is the source of this 3770-nucleotide messenger RNA. Its product is annotated as C-C chemokine receptor type 5-like. Bases 278 to 1348 code for a protein of 356 amino acids. Gene Ontology annotation, cellular component: cytoplasm; membrane. The record is from RefSeq and is a predicted model, not a curated record. Lineage: Eukaryota; Metazoa; Chordata; Aves; Strigiformes; Tytonidae. Gene Ontology annotation, molecular function: C-C chemokine receptor activity. The transcript is spliced from 3 exons. Gene Ontology annotation, biological process: positive regulation of monocyte chemotaxis; inflammatory response; chemotaxis.
CAUGCAGGAAGAGGUGUUUUUGACCUCCUCCUCGUGACUGACAAAUCAGUUUAGUGUUGCUCUUGAUGUAAUAAUCCAAGCCAUCACUUGCACCAUAAGAUAUAUGGGCUGCGCACCGUUUUCAUUCCAGAGCCACCUAAAACCAGCACGCUUCCAUGGCCUACGCCUGACCCAGACUCUGGAAAGGACACAGCGUUUGCCAUUCUAACCCAGAACAACGCUGCCGACUUACUGCUCUGCGACACCCACGACAGCAGGUGCACCAGACCAACACACCAUGGAAAACCAUACCAUGGACUCAGCCGACUGGCCCCUGACAACAGAAUUCGACUACAGCGAUUCAGCACCGUGCCUGGGAACUGAGGAAAAGCACUUUGCAGCAAAACUUUUGCCACCGCUUUAUUCUUUGGUGGUGAUAUUUGGCUUCACAGGCAACAUGCUUGUUGUCCUUAUCCUGGUCAAAUACAAGCGACUGAAGAGUAUGACUGACAUCUACCUGCUCAAUUUGGCAAUUUCUGAUUUGCUGUUUGUAUUUUCUCUCCCUUUUUGGGCUUAUUACGCUGUUCACGACUGGAUUUUUGGGGAGGCGCUGUGUAGAAUUCUCUCAGGUGUCUACCUCCUUGGCUUCUACAGCGGCAUCUUUUUCAUAAUCCUGUUGACCCUCGACAGGUAUCUGGCCAUAGUGCAUGCAGUGUUUGCUUUAAAAGCUAGGACAGUUACCUACGGCAUCCUCACCAGCACUGGCACUUGGGUUGUUGCUAUUCUGGCUUCUGUUCCUGGGAUGGUAUUUCACAAAACUCAAAAGGAAAAUACACAUUAUACUUGCAGUGCUCAUUAUCCAUCAGAGCAGAGAAAUGUAUGGAAGCAAUUCCUGACCUUAAAAAUGAACAUCCUGGGACUUGUUAUUCCAAUGUUAAUUAUGAUCUGCAGCUACACGCAAAUUAUAAGGACAUUGCUGCAAUGUAGGAAUGAGAAGAAACAUAAAGCAGUCAGGCUUAUUUUUAUCAUCAUGAUUGUCUACUUUUUUUUCUGGACACCAUACAAUAUUUGCAUUUUCUUGCGUGAUUUUGAAGGUGCAUUUUACAUCACUACUUGUGAAGGCAAUGGUCAACUGCACAAAGCAACCCAAGUGACAGAAACAAUCUCAAUGAUCCACUGUUGUAUCAACCCUGUAAUUUAUGCCUUCGCUGGAGAAAAAUUUAGGAAGUAUCUUCAUAGUUUUUUCCGAAAGCAGAUUGCAUUCCACUUCUCUAAAUUCUGUCCCGUUUUCUAUGUUGACACAGCUGAACGGGCUAGCUCCACCUACACACAAUCUACUGGAGAACAAGAAGUUUCUGCUGCAUUGUAAGUUGUGUCUAGCGAAAAAGUGGAAUUGACUUUUGUGAAAUCAAGUCUGUGAUCACAGCCUGCAGAAUCUGUUCUGGAUAUUGGCUCUGAGGCAGCUGCGAAAGAUCAGAGAACACAUAUUUACCAAAGCAUGUGUUUGCUCAUAUAUAUGGGUGUUUGUACAUAAAUGAAAAGGACGUAUCAAAUUAGCUACCUAUAUAUGCUAACGUGGGAUCCUGUAGGGAAAAAAAAGUGUUUUCUUUUUUGUAAAUGUAAAAAGCAUUGUUUUGUACUAUAGGGCCCAAGCCUACACAGCCUAAGCUAGCAGACUCAUAAACUGAUUUUUUGAAGUGAAUUAGAGGUUAGAAAUUGACACUGGUUCUUUGGACACAUCUCUUGACUGUAUCUUAUACAAGGUAUCUCACUCAUUUAAACUCAGUCUGUCAAAUCUUUUACCAGGCUGGCUGUGCUCCUCUGCAAAUAAUGUUAAAUUGCUGAGGUCUCUGAUGCUGAACCUUUACAAGUGGCAUGGGAAAAUGUUAUAUAUCUAGAAGAGAUUCUGAUAUUUCAAGGUAUAUUUUCCUUUGUAUAUGAUUGAGUCCAAAUGUCUUGGAUUUUUCUUAUAAUAGUUUUAACUACUAGGUGUUGAUAUCUAAGUGACUUGAGUUUGGUAUUUCAGAAGGCUCUCUUUUAAUGAACUGCUGGUUUAUAUGCUGUUCAUACUAAAAAGCUAAUAUAAUGACCUAUCAUUGAUCAAAAAAUCAAAGUGUUUAUAUUAUUUUACAAAUAAAGUAUUGCGCAUGGAGCUUUAACCAGGUUAGAUCAAAUCUGGACAAUGAGUCAACAGGGUUUCAGCUUUUUAGUGCAGUAAUAUUGCUUGCCAUUUUUCUAGCCUACAUAAGAGAGAAACUUUAAAAUAAGAAACGAAUGCAGCUGUAAUGGCUGUAAAACCACAACAGCAUUAGAGGUGUGAAAAUGAUUUCUGAACAGUGCUGACCCAGAUGUUUUUAGAGAUAAGCAUACGGUAUAGACAUUUAAGUUAUCAAAACAUAUGAGUAAGUAAAAAUAUUCACUGUUCUACAGAGUCAAGGACAUAGAGCAUCUCUUCUUUGUUUUAGAAGCAGGUAUCAUUUGGGGGCUAAGACAAUAUUUUUUUUCUGCCAUUUAGGAGUUUUACAGAGAGCAAAAGCUUCCAUAAGUAAGACUGAUGGCCAAAGAGGACUGGGCUCCCCCUUAAAGUUCAGAUCCUGCAAAGCACUGGAACACAUAGAAAACAUGAAAUAUGGGGGGAUACUCAGGUGUUUAAGAUCAUACCAUAAUCACGCCAUGAGUUGAUUUAGGUCAAGUUGUGCUUUCUAGAGUUUCUUAUUUUUCCCCUAAGACAUAUGGUUUUGGACAACUCUGGAGACAGGAAAUUAAAAGUGAAUAUUUUGAUUGCUGUUCUUAUCCAGUAGGGUAAUUUCUGUUUCCCAACUCCUCUAGAUAGCCUUUUAAAUAAUAUUGUCAAAGAAGCAAAUGUCUCAAACAGCCCCAAAUAGAUUUUACAUUGCCAAGUGCUUGUGAAAGCAGGAAUUGAAAUAGGGUAAUCUUUGCUUAUUAGACCAUUUAGUUUAAGUUAUUCACUUUUGUCAUAUGAAGCACUGCUUUUGGACUACAUCCACAUGGGAAGUAUAACAAAAGUAUACUAUACCUUCUAGUUUACAAGGUUUUCAGCUGCAUACUUUUUUAAGACCUGUGCAUCAAUUACUUUCUGGACUUUGUAUAUGCUUUUAAAACAGGUAACUAUAUCACUAUAAGCAGUAAUCAGGUAAUUUCAGCAUAAAAUGAGAAAUAUAUGCGUUUAUUUUUUUAAAGAGAUAGGAAGCUACAUGUAGUAACUUCUAGACAGGCUUUUUUUUUCCUUCUAGAAUAUCUUUGUGAAAAUAUUUCUGUAUUUUAUUCUGUUCUUGUCAAGAACUUUCAUUUGGCCCCUAAGACACCUUGCCUUUAAGAAGUUACUUUCUCCGGAGGGCUUUGAUGCCAGGCAGGGUAUGUAUCCUGACCAGCCCAGCAGGAGCAAAGUACAACAACCAAACAUGCACGAGCUGAAUGACAAGCUUUCUGAGGCACGUCAAAAAGCAGCCCAAAUCCUCUGCAGUAUGCUACAGUGUGGAUCUUCCCAAGCCACAAGCAGCUUUUGAAGGGAAGAGGUGGAACAUGGAUAUUGGUGGCCCAGUGGAUUAGCAGGUUAUCAAGUUUCUAUCACUUCACUGAGAAGGGAUCACUCUUCAUCAAAGGAGAACAAGCCAGAUUUCAGCUACUGUAGUGAACUGUGAUCCACAUUCAAGGAGAUAAUAGAAAACACAGUAUUUGGUAGCACUGCUGGUGCAUUCAAUUAAGUAUUCUGCCAAUAGAUUGUAAGAAUAUUUUAUGUUGUACAGUCCAUUAAAGUUGGUCAACUUUUG